AUCAGCUACAUGCUGCCAGCUCUUCUCAAGCAACUGGUAGCUCUGCAACUUCUAUUGUUGAUGUCCCGCCAGCAAGUCCUGAUACAGCUCCUAAGCGUCUCCAUGUAUCUAAUAUACCAUUCCGAUUUCGCGAUAUCGAUUUGAAAGCUAUGUUUGAAAAGUUCGGAACUGUUAUUGAUAGUGAAAUCAUUUUCAAUGAGCGCGGAAGUAAAGGUUUCGGAUUUGUGACUAUGGAAAAGUCGGCAGAAGCGGAAGCAGCAAGGAAGGAGCUUCAUGGAUCUCAGGUUGAUGGCCGCAAAAUAGAAGUUAAUUGUGCAACUGCUAGAAUUCAUGCCAAAGGUCAAAAAGUUCGAUUAGCUGCAGCAAGUUCAGUGUUAGAACAAAAUUUCGCUGCUACAGCCAUACAGAAUAUUGCUCUAGCUAAUGCACAAAGAGCUAUGUGCUUGAGAGCUCCGACUAUUGCUUCUUCCCUUAUAUCACGUCCUGGUGCAGGACUAUUGACACCUGCAGCAGCAGCUUUUCCCAUGUCAGCUGCACUGCCCAUGAUGUCUCCACAUUUAAAUGCUCUAGCUCUGGGAGCUCAACAGCUCUUGAUGAGUACCCCUAGCAGUAUUCAUCAAGCUGCAAGUGGAUUGGAUCCCUCAGUAGCAGCUCUUUUUGCCGAACAAGCUCGAAUGCAAUUCGCAGCUCAAGCUGCAGCGCAAUCAUCUCUGGGAGAACAGUACUUAGGUCAAGCAUUGACGACAGCCAACUUGACAGCAGCCGCAGCAGCAUCUUUACCUUUGGGACAUCCAUACAGAGCGAUUGGACGCUAUACUCCAUACUAA
Auanema sp. JU1783 is the source of this 827-nucleotide messenger RNA. The record is from the annotation of a GenBank genome assembly. NCBI's taxonomy places the organism in Eukaryota, Metazoa, Nematoda, Chromadorea, Rhabditida, Rhabditidae.